AGGCAAUGAGUUCUUUUCUUGGAAGUUGGGCACAAAAAGAUCGGCAUGGGAGCAGCUUCCUUUGAGACAGCUGCUCCGAGAGAAUGCAAUAAGCAAGGAGCAGCCAGAAAUUCCUCCUAGCAGAGGGUGACUUGUGGGAGGAGUUUUAUUUGCUAAGUAUUGUCAUUUGCUGAGAGAAGGUGUGUGUUCAAGAAGGAAUUUUAACCUGGAGGAUCAUUAACUCUUUUAGUCAGCUGGAGAGCAGCAGUGGCUCAGAGAGUUCGAGUUCGUCCUGGAAGUGUCUGUUCAAGAAGGUCAGAGAGGAGAAGUGGGAUAACUUUUUCAUGGGGGACCACUUUGAGAAGGGCCAGCACGCUUUGCUCAAUGAAGGAGAAGAGAACGAGAUGGAGAUAUUUGGCUAUCGGACUCAAGGCUGCCGGCAAACCCUCUGUAUUGCUGGAUCCAUCUUCUCAUUUGGAAUCCUCCCCUUGGUGUUUUACUGGAGGCCAGCGUGGCACGUAUGGGCAAAUUGUGUCCCAUGUUCCUUGCAAGAAGCAGAUGUCGUGUUGCUGAGGACAACAGACGAAUACCAAAUUUACUCUCGGAAAAAGGUAAUGUGGAUCUACCUGUCAUCAUUAAACAGCGCAGUUGAUCUUACUCCUGACCACCCUCUCAUUACAGAUGAGGAGUGUAUCAUAAAUAGAGCCAUAAGAAAGCCAGACCUAAAGGUAAGAUACAUAAAAGUGCAGAAAAUACGAUAUGUUUGGAACAACUUAGAAGGACAAUUCCAGAAAAUUGGCUCUUUGGAAGACUGGCUCAGUUCUGCCAAAAUACAUCAAAAAUUUGGAUCAGGUCUAACAAGAGAAGAACAAGAAAUUAGGUACCAUGUUCUAAAUCCAUUUUAUGUAUUUCAACUCUUCAGUGUCUGUUUGUGGUUCAGUGAAGACUAUAAGGAAUACGCUUUUGCCAUCAUAAUCAUGUCCGUCAUUUCCAUUGCCUUGACAGUGUAUGAUCUCAGGGAGCAAUCUGUAAAACUUCACCAUCUAGUUGAGUCACAUAAUAGCAUUACAGUCUCUGUAUGUGGGAGAAAAGCUGGAGUUCAAGAGCUGGAAUCACGCUUUCUGGUGCCCGGAGAUUUAUUGAUUUUGACAGGGAACAAAGUGCAAAUGCCGUGCGAUGCCGUCCUGAUUGACGGCAGCUGCGUGGUGAAUGAAGGCAUGCUGACAGGAGAGAGUAUUCCAGUCACUAAAACUCCAUUACCCAAAAUGGAUAGCUCUGUGCCCUGGAAAACACAGAGUGAAGCGGAUUACAAACGGCAUGUCCUCUUCUGUGGAACAGAGGUGAUCCAGGCCAAGGCAGCAUGCUCUGGGACCGUGAGAGCAGUGGUACUGCAGACCGGUUUCAACACUGCAAAGGGGGACCUUGUGAGAUCCAUUCUCUACCCCAAGCCAAUGAAUUUUAAGCUCUACAGGGAUGCUAUCAGGUUCCUCCUGUGCCUUGUGGGGACAGCCACCAUUGGGAUGAUCUAUACUCUGUGUGUCUAUGUGCUCAGUGGGGAACCUCCAGAGGAUAUAGUGAAGAAAGCCCUUGAUGUCAUCACAAUUGCAGUUCCUCCUGCUCUACCUGCUGCUCUGACCACAGGCAUUAUCUAUGCCCAGAAGAGGCUGAAGAAGAGAGGCAUUUUCUGUAUUAGUCCCCAGAGAAUCAAUGUGUGUGGACAAGUAAACCUUGUCUGCUUUGACAAGACAGGUACCUUAACAAGGGAUGGCUUGGAUCUCUGGGGAGUCGUGCCCUGUGAUAGGAAUGGCUUCCAGGAUGUCCACAGCUUUGCCUCGGGCAAGGCUUUGCCGUGGGGCCCGCUGUGUGCGGCCAUGGCCAGCUGCCACUCUCUCAUCCUUCUCGAUGGGACCGUCCAGGGAGACCCUCUGGACCUCAAAAUGUUUGAAGCUACCACCUGGGAAAUGGCUAUUUCCAGGGACGAUUUCCACACCAAGGGCGUGUCGGCACAUGUGAUGGUAGUGAAGCCCUGCAAAACAGCCAGCCAGGUCCCGGUCGAAGGAAUCGCAGUCCUGCAUCAGUUCCCAUUCUCAUCAGCACUGCAAAGGAUGACAGUCAUUGUCCAAGAGAUGGGGGGUGACCGACUGGCUUUCAUGAAAGGUGCACCAGAGAGGGUGGCCAGCUUUUGCCAACCUGAGACAGUACCAACUAGUUUUGUUAGUGAACUUCAGAUUUACACGACGCAGGGCUUUCGGGUCAUAGCACUGGCCUACAAGAAGCUGGACACUGACCACCACACGACUGCCUGGAUGAGGGAGAAGGUAGAAUCAAACCUGAUAUUUCUGGGCUUGCUGAUCUUGGAGAAUCGAUUGAAGGAAGAGACUAAACCUGUCUUGGAAGAGCUCAUCUCAGCCCGGAUAAGGACUGUAAUGAUCACAGGUGACAAUCUUCAGACUGCAAUAACAGUGGCCAGAAAAUCUGGGAUGAUUUCUGAAAGUCAGAAAGUCAUUCUCAUUGAGGCAAAUGAAACCACUGGGUCCUCAUCAGCAUCUAUAUCUUGGAAAUUAGUAGAAGAGAAGAAACACAUCACAUACGGGAGUCAGGACAAUUAUAUUAACAUAGGGGAAGAAGUCUCUGAUAGUGGCAGAGAAAGAAGUUACCAUUUUGCCCUAAGUGGAAAAUCCUUUCACGUUAUAAGUCAGCAUUUCAGCAGCCUACUGCCAAAGGUACUGAUCAAUGGGACUAUCUUUGCAAGAAUGUCUCCUGGGCAGAAAUCCAGUCUGGUGGAAGAAUUUCAGAAACUGGAUUACUUUGUAGGUAUGUGCGGCGAUGGAGCGAACGACUGUGGGGCUUUGAAAAUGGCUCAUGUGGGCAUCUCUUUAUCAGAGCAGGAGGCAUCUGUGGCUUCACCUUUCACUUCCAAAACUCCAAACAUUGAGUGCGUACCACAUCUUAUCAAGGAAGGACGUGCAGCUCUCGUUACCUCCUUUUGCAUGUUUAAGUACAUGGCUCUGUACAGCAUGAUUCAGUAUGUUGGUGUUCUGCUGCUCUACUGGGAGACAAACAGCCUUUCAAAUUACCAGUUUCUGUUCCAGGAUCUGGCCAUUACAACUAUUAUUGGGGUAACAAUGAAUCUGAACGGUGCCUACCCCAAGUUGGUGCCUUUCAGACCUGCUGGACAGCUGAUUUCUCCACCUCUGCUGCUCUCUGUGAUCUUCAACAUUCUUCUCAGCCUGGUCAUGCAUAUUGUGGGCUUCAUCUUGGUUCAGAGGCAGCCUUGGUUUUCCAUGGAGAUGCACAGUGCCUGUACAGUGCAAAAUGAAAACGCCUCAAUGUUAACUAUUUAUCCAACUGUUCCAGAAAAAGUUGGAAGUAAUGGUGCCUUCACAAGCUUUGAGAACACCACUAUAUGGUUCUUGGGAACAAUCAACUGUAUCAUUGUGGCUGUUAUAUUCUCGAAAGGAAAGCCAUUUAGACAGCCGACCUAUACAAACUAUAUAUUUGUCCUUGUGCUGAUCACACAGCUGGGAGUGUGUCUAUUCAUUCUAUUUGCUGAUAUACCAGAUUUAUAUAGACGCUUGGAUCUGCUCUGCACUCCUGUCCUGUGGAGGGUCUACAUCGUUGUCAUGCUCACCUUCAAUUUCAUCGUGUCCCUUGUUGUGGAGGAGGCCAUUAUUGAAAACAGAGCCCUGUGGAUGAGAAUCAAAAGGUGUUUUGGCUAUCAAUCAAAGAGCCAGUAUCAGAUAUGGCAAAGGGACUUGGCAAAUGACCCUAGUUGGCCACCAAUAAACCAAACCUCCUACUCUGAUAUGCCAGGGUGUGGCAAUGGAGUAUCUUACAGCAAUCCGGUAUUUGAGAGCAAUGAAGAACAACUUUGAAGGAAAUGUGAUAUCCACAUUGACAUCACAGAGAAACAAUGACAAAAGGGACCAGUUUCAGUGAUUUUAAAGAAAAAAGACUCUUGUAGUAUCAGUUUGAGUUUUGGGGAUACCUAUCAAAUCAUAGUGACAGAUUAAAGUCUAUUUGAUAAAAUACUCUCUACAGAGAAGAACAUUGUCCCAGAAGAGUCAUUCCCUUUGGGCUUCUGAAAGUAUUGGAGAUGUUCAGUACAGCAAGAAUGGGCCAAGGACUGCCAUGGACCAAGAGAACAGCAGGCUAAAGGGGAGAAUAUGU
Messenger RNA from Propithecus coquereli (Coquerel's sifaka), 4149 nucleotides. It is a transcript of the gene ATP13A4, whose product is annotated as ATPase type 13A4. Gene Ontology annotation, biological process: intracellular calcium ion homeostasis; polyamine transmembrane transport. The record is from RefSeq and is a predicted model, not a curated record. The coding region runs from base 324 to 3854 and encodes 1176 amino acids. Gene Ontology annotation, cellular component: late endosome membrane. The transcript has 29 exons. Gene Ontology annotation, molecular function: ATP binding; ATP hydrolysis activity; polyamine transmembrane transporter activity. Lineage: Eukaryota; Metazoa; Chordata; Mammalia; Primates; Indriidae.